AUGAUUGUGAUUCAAUCAGCAAAGUUGGCCAAAGAGGCAUUGCAUACGAAUGACAAAUGCAUAUGCGAUAGACCAGUAACAACUGGUAGAAAAAAGGUUACCUAUAACUUAUUAGACUUAGGGUUUGGCCCGUAUAGUGACUAUAUUAAGGAAAUGAAGAAAUUAAUUUCUACUCAUUUCAUAAGCUCUAAAAAUAUACAACCUUUUGCUAUUAUUCGAAAGGAAGAAGUCUCAAGGCUUAUUCAAAAGGUUUCUUCUCUGUCUUCUGCUUCUAAACUCAUCAACUUAAAUAAAUUGGUUAUUAGUUAUGCAAGCACAGAUGCAAGUAGGUUCAGUUUUGGCAAGAGGUACAAUGCCGAAGAAGUGUUAGGAAACAAAUAUCAUAGGCUUCUACAUGAAGUUGAAGAUAUGUUUACAGCUUUCUUCUAUAACGAUUAUUUCCCAAUUUUUGGUAAUUUACUUGAUAAGAUCACUGGAAAAUCUUCAAGGCUUGAAAGGAUUUUUAAGGAAUUAGACGCUUUUUUUGAACAAAUCAUCAACGAUCAUCUUGGUGAUAACAAGCUUAGUUCAGAGGACGAAGAUGUCGUUGAUUUUCUUCUUCGACUCAUGAAUGACAAUUCCUUUCCAUUUAAGAUCACAACGGACCAUAUUAAAGCAAUUUUUUUGGUAAUUUAA
This is a messenger RNA of Chenopodium quinoa (quinoa), 675 nucleotides long. RefSeq names its product cytochrome P450 71A1-like. The coding region runs from base 1 to 675 and encodes 224 amino acids. The transcript has 2 exons. NCBI's taxonomy places the organism in Eukaryota, Viridiplantae, Streptophyta, Magnoliopsida, Caryophyllales, Amaranthaceae. Gene Ontology annotation, molecular function: oxidoreductase activity, acting on paired donors, with incorporation or reduction of molecular oxygen; monooxygenase activity; heme binding. The record is from RefSeq and is a predicted model, not a curated record.